Messenger RNA from Spodoptera litura, 10654 nucleotides. RefSeq names its product grindelwald (gene grnd). The record is from RefSeq and is a predicted model, not a curated record. NCBI's taxonomy places the organism in Eukaryota, Metazoa, Arthropoda, Insecta, Lepidoptera, Noctuidae.
UUCCGUCACCCACCUCCGCGAUUGGCCGCCGAGCCUGCGAAGGCUUUGGAUAGCGCUUCAAAUUUUUAAAUUUAGAAAGUUUGGCUCAGUGUUUGUGAUUGGUUUUGUACGAGGCAUAAUGACGGCAGUGUUAUAAGAUCAAACAUGUCUAGAUUAGCAUGCCUGCUGGCGGUGGCUGGAGCCGCGUCUGCGCAGCUGACACUAGAUGGCAUCAGAUGCGGGCAACUAGUCUGCCAGCUCGAAGAGUAUUGCUCCCCGGACACCAACCGGUGCGCCCCCUGCAGCGUAGCCUGCAACAAGACGAGCCACAACUACGAUGCCGGCCUCUGCAUCAAAGAGUGCCAAGGAUAUCUCCUCGACCUGAGGUACAUGCGAAGGUCGGAGGAAACACAUCCUCCCGGGGAUCUGAGCGGUGUGCAGCGCCAAGCGCAGACUGCUCUGAUCAUCAGCGCCGUGGCACUCGCAAUCUUGGUGCUCGUGCUCAUCAUCGUCUGCAGGGGCAAGUUCUCUUGGCGAUACAUCAAGCAGAAAUUUCAGCCGGCCAAGAACCGAGUGAAGCAGUACCCAAACGACCUGACACAUCACAACCCACAUGCGGAGAUGCCGAAACCUAAGCACGAACUCAAACUGGAGAUACGGAAUCCCGAUCCAGCGAAACGACCGCAGCAGCCUCUGAAUGUGAGAGACUUGGAGACGAGGACUUCACAGACAGAGAAGAGUCAGGGAGCGACUACGCCGAAGACGAUCAGUACUGCACUUAGCAACCGACAUCCAGCCGAAGACACGACAUUAGAUUUCUCGUACGAUAAUAUGGGGAUGAAUGUGACACCGCCGGAGCAACCCGCGACCAGCCACAAGUUCUGAGGAACGGCUGUCAGCUUUGGCAGUGCCACCAUCAGGUUCAUACACCGCAAGCUCAGUACUGCCACGUCAGAAUGAUAGGCCAACAAAAGUUUCAUACUUUUAAAAGACUCUUCAGAUUUAAAUUAAAUAAAACUACUUUUUACCGUAGGAUUGUAUUGAAUUUAUCUUGUUGUAAUGCUGUCAUAGUCCUUAGCACUAAUUCUAUUGAGCAACGUAGAGCCCUGUUUAACUUUUUAUUAGAUUCUUCUGCAGUAUUUUUAGUAGGAAAUAUUUUCUACAGACGACCGUAGCGGGAAUAUAUUGUAAUAUUAUGGAGUAUUUAUUUAAUAUAAGAUAAAAAUAAAAUGCACAUUUAUCAGAAGUAAUUUCACUGAGAAUCAGAUUAAAUAACGUUAGAGUAAGUUUUGAUCUAUUUAUUCUUCGAAAUGAUGUAGUUUGAAGAGAAACCUGUUCGAUGCAUCGAAUUUAUAUGAAGCAUUUUUGUUAACGAUUUGUAAUCAAAUUUUAUAAAUAUAGGCAAGCAUAUUCAGCUUUGUUUAGAUAUUUAUGAUAUGAGGUAAGGUUUUAUUACAAUGUAGAUUUGUUUUAUACCCACGUGAGGAUCAAUUAAUUUUAAGGUAACUGUAAGACGUAACACCAACAAUAAAGUAGGAAUGAAUGAUAAAUCGAAUAUUAAAAAUGCCCUAUUGGUGCAGCUAAAAUCAAGGGAAUGUGGAGAGAUUUAUAUAGGUAAUUUAAAACUAUAAAAAUAAAAAAUAAUUUAAAAACAUCACAGAUUAAAAAUUUGGUAUCCGUGUAACGUUACAUCAUUUUUAAUUUACACAUAACUAAAUUGCUCAUGUUGAAUUCGUACGUUUUGAAAAAUAAUAGGUGAAACUGGUAACACAGAAUUUAAAUUUCAUUUAGAACAAUAAUUUAAAAAUACAAUAGUGUGUCUCUAACGCUCUUGAAAAAUCACUUUCUAAUGAGUAAUAACGAGAUUCUUUUACAUCGUUCGUCUUUUAUUUUUGGCAAACACACGCUGGUUACGUAUUGCUGUCACACAAAACAAACAAAGAAAAUUGAUAGUCGUCACAUGGGUACCCGUAAAUUAUUGUAUAAUUAAUUAAUUACGACUAUAACAAACGUGUAUUCUGUCGGCAAUAAUUUUUAAAGACGUAUAAUGUAUAUAUAUUGUAUGUAUAGUAUAGCGUUUGAGUAUAAAUGCUUGUAUUAAGCCAGGAUACCGCCAGACUCGAUUGAUGAAUGUUCGCAGCAGAACACUGAGCGAACGGAAAUGUCAAUAUAAUUUUCAUAACGAAUAAUGGAGUUCGUUGCAAAGCAAAACAUUUUGAUGAGCCUAUAGCCUAAUUAAUACUGAACGGCGCUUUCAACAAAUGAAUGGAUAUUGGAAGGUGGCAUUUACUACGGACUGUAAUGUUUAAUAGUGGCAUUGUUAUUGGGAGGUAUUGUGUCUGAUUCCAACAUUACGUGUGUAUAUUUAUGGCUUCGCUCGGAUUCAUUUCAUUCAUUAGGUGAAUUUGUAAUAUUAUCGAUUCUAUUUUCUAUCAAAUUAAACCUAAAUAAUAGAAUGUGUGGAAACAACUAUUAUGCAUGGUCUGGCGGCUCCCAUUUACAAUAUUGAUACGUAUAAUUAUAUUGCACGUAUAUAGAGGUAGUUAGUUUACCUAAUGCUUAUAUAGUUAUAGUUAUGUUGUAUAUUUUCGAGUUCGACUCGGGUUAAAUAAAUGUCCAGCAUGGCUGAGGUAGUUUUUUAUUUAUGGGUAAUGUUAAAUGUGUAUGUUAUUGACUGUUGGUGUCGGAUCGCACUUGUUUAGAAUGUAAACUAACUUUGUAAUAACAACGCAUGUUGGUAUUGUCGAGAUGUUUCGUUUUAUGAUUGAAAGAGUAGCUGAGAUUGUGUAGUCGUCAACAACAGCUUGGCAACUGUAAGCCGGCCUCGAGUGUACUCUCGGAACACGACGCGAUGGCUGAGCUCACAACUAACUACACUCACUUACACCAGUGUUAUCCCUCCAUCGUCCUUGAGUGCUACUGAAAUACCUCCAACUAAAUUAUCUUGAACAAUUCGCUGUUUGAUCUGUGUAUUAACACAAUAAUGUCUGAUAACGCGUGAACAUUCACAGUUAAACUCCUUCGUUAAUCCAUUAGAGUCUAGAACCUGUAAUUACUUGAAUCUCGAUAAUAUAACAUUGUUGUUAUUGUGAAGUGUAUUUAUGUAUUUACUGCUUUGAUUGUUCGUCUUUGAUGUAUUUUAUUAACGCAUAUAAGCUCACCAAAAGAUACACGUAUGUUUAAUUGUGGAAGAGAUUACGAAUUUCUUAUAUACUAUUAAGUAUUAUAUCAUAAUUUGUAGUUUAUUAAUAUAAGGUCACGCGCAUUCUGUUAGGGUGUUGCAAGUAAGCGACAGUUAAAAUAUCAGGUCAUUGUUUAAGUUUUCGUUAAAAUUUAGAAGUUAAUUCAAUACCUAUUUUUAAGUUUUGUUCUAAAGCAUUCCCUGCAGUGCCUUUCCAACAUAGUUUAGCAGGCCUACGUAUGGCAGAUAGAUUCAAAUUUUAAUGUCGUAAUAAUCAAUCAUUUCUUGUAGUUCUAUGAAUAAGUAUCCAUAGCCCAGCAGUAAAAGUGACCCUUGUUAACACGUGUAUUAAGGAAUGAAUGGUAUAUAAGUGUAGAGGACAAGAUAAGUACUUAACCAACUGUCCUUCAGAUGAAAACUUUGAGAGCGUCUCGGGUUGUCCUUUUGUGGGUGCUGUUCCAAUCAAUGUAAGUAGUUCAGUGUAUGUUUCACAAACUCCCUAGCACGACCAACUUGUUACCAACUACAACAAUAAAUAUUAUCUGUAUUUACGAAUGGAGACAUGUCGCGAGUACUGUAUACUGUAUAGGCUAUGCGCAUUUAUUACAACAACUAUAACUAAACGAAUUACUUAUUUACCAGUUAGAUUUUGUCGUGUAUGCAAAGAGAAUGUCUCGCACGAUCUUUGUAUUUUCUAAUAACAGUAAUGUGUAUUCUUGUACUGUGAGAAUAUUUGCGUUGCAUUCCGUGUUAAUCUAACUGAGUGAAGUAAACAUUACUUCUUGUGAUGCGCCGCGACAUACUUUGUUGUGUAAGAACACUACUAAGAUACCAACUAGAACGUCCAGUGACUGGAACACUUCUCAUACAAGCGAUUAAAAUGAUAAAUACCAUGACGAUAAAAUUAAAAUUGGCGUGCAUUUGACGAAUUCAUAAAUUACAAUAGAUUCUGUAUUUUGGGGGUCUAAAGUUAAUAGUUCAGUCAAGCGAUUUCAACUACUAAUUAAUAACAUAAUUACCAGUCGAUAUUUUAUAGAUUUUGAAGAUCACAAUAUAUUUGUAGGUAUUAUACAUAAUAUUAGGUAUUUAUCAUCUAUUUAUACUUCUUCUUUUCCAUGUUGCUUUCCAUGUUUUUGCUUCUUCUUUUCCAUGAAGAUAUCUGGUUACUUAUAAUUACUUGUUAAUUUAAAUGACUCAAAUUUCUAUACUUCAGUGAAGUGUCAUAGCAACUUUAUUGGUUAUAGUUAAAUUAGUCCUCUAAGGUUAUGUAAGGUAGUGUUAGUCAUAAGUCACUGUUUUGCACUAGUUAAGUUAGUUUUAAGUAGUGGAAUAGGUAAGGUAAGUAAGAUAGGCACGUCGUCACGAUUUGGUAUAAGUUAUAUUAAUCCAGGAGGGGGUUGACUUAACACAAUUUUAUGAAUAAUUUCUUACAUUCAUUGAAUCAAUUGUGACUAGUAACUAUUGUAAAUUGGACAUUAUUAUGUUUAACAUUUCGAAUCAACUUAAGCAUUUUCAAUUAAAUACAAAUUUAAUUGGCGUCUGAAUUACUUACUGCGACUGAAAACACACUUAGAUUUAUCCGCGUCUAAAAUUUUUGGUACAUAAGGUAUUCCUUAUUUAUUAUUAAAAAAUGUAAUCUCUCUACUAAGGGAUUUGGAAUAAAAACUCAUUUUAUCUUUUAAAGUAAGUAUGCUAUUAUAUUUGAUUUAUAACAGUCAUCAGUCAUAUUUCUAUCAAUUUGUCUAUUCCCAAAGCGUAGCUCUAUCGCCUCUGUAUUUAUUAUAUCCAAGACCCCAGGUAAAUAGGUUAUUAUUUUGGUCCCCUCUUUAUCUUGCGUAUAGCUAAAUCUGUGUGCUAGAAAGAGAUACUAAAUUUUGGAUUGAAAUCUCGAAAAUCAAUUGUUAGACGUGUUAGUCCCCCUUCUGGAAAUAUUAUAAGUAUACAUAUAGAGCCAAUAUUUCAAUCAUCAGUUAAAUUGAAACUGUAGAAUAAAAUUGACAUUUGACAGUUUUUACUAUGGAAGAAUUGAGAAAUGUUGAAAGUUAUUUCACAGUUAAAAUUUAUCUGGCGUUGGAAAUCGGCCCUAAGUUUCUUUGAUACUUCACUGUAGUUGAAUAAAUAUGGUUUUUACGAGAACACAUCGGUUGAAAAUAUUAAUGAUUCUCUUUAAUUACGUUCUAUAGAUUAAUGGGUUUUGUUAAUUAGUUCACAAUCUGACACAGGCAGGACCCACAGAUGUGUGGCCUGCUUAUCCACCGUCUUCCGACAUCUUAAGUUUAAUCCUAAAAUUUAAAUUAUGUAUAUUUAAAUUCAUAAGAAAUAAGUAGUUUUUUCUUAGGUCGUGUAAUACGAUUGCUUUUAAAUGACAUAAUUAUUUCUUAUUAGUACAUUAUCAGUAAUUCUUAUAACUUACAUUAUCUAAUUAGUAAUUGAUGAGUAAUUUAAGGAGAUUUUCUCUUGGUUCCGUUAUUUGAAUUAUGUAAAGAUCAGUAUUUAUUUCUCAUACUUUUUUGGAACAAUUGGUAUAUUCUUACAUCAAUCGAAAUCAUAUUUAAAACAUUAUUGGUUUGUUAUAAUAUUUUGACCAUGUAUCAGUGUCCGUCGGACACAAAAGACAUUUGUAGGACUUGAUUUAAUUUUGCUUUAAUAUCUAGUAAAAUAAAAAUUAAUGAAGUAUGCAACAUCUGAGUAGCUUAAGUUUCACUGAUACAUCAGUAUUGGUAUCAUAAUCAUGAGCACAAUUAAGGUAAUAUUAUGUUGAAGUACAUGAAGGUGAUUUAGUUUUGAUCAGUGCACAUAUAUACUUGCACAGUUCGGAGCGACCCCAGUUGGGCUCCUGAUCCAUCGUCUUCCCACCCCAGUAGUUGUGUUUAGUAAGUUCAAUAAUUUACGAAUAUUCGCUUUGCAUAUAUUGGCAGUAUAGAACAUUUUUUUAAGUCGUAAUUACCUUAAUCUCUCGUCUUCCGACCUUAGUUCUGGUGUAAUUCAGCCUUGAAUCGCUGCAUAAAUUGUUAGUUUAACUUAUAAUAAGAUUUGAACAGUUAUUAAUUAAUUAAGGUUCGUUUAAUAUGGCCUCGAAGCCAUUUUCACUGGUUCACCGUUAUUUGAUUUUCUGAGUUGAGGAAGAGUAGUGAAUUUUUGUUUUAUGAUAGCACAAUAUCGCACUGUUGGAGUAGACCGAAUGACGGCCUCCUAAUCCAUCGUCUUCCCGUCUAUAGUUUGUCUCAUAAUACCUUAUACCUAAAAUAAAUAAGUUGGUCACUAUCAUGUUUCUGUACAUACUUUCCUUGUGCCGUUUUACGAUUUAAAAGCAAUCGGGUAUAUAUUUAGUCCAUGUAAUAAAUCAAUAUUUAUCAUAGGUAUGUAAUUAAACUCAUCGGUGAUUUAGAUCAAAAUUGUGUAUUACAUAUAUAUCGGUAGAUGAUGUGUCAGUAGAGCUUAUAAAUAGCUUGGUAGAUUCUUAAUAAGUAAUAAUUUAAAUAAAUAGAUAAUUUACGGUUAAUAGUAUAAUUUAUAUUUUAUCACGGGGCACAGUUUAUUGAUGCAUUUUGGUUGAAGAGAAUAGUGAAGGGACGUGGGAGUUUUGGAGUUUUGUUUAAUGGUUGCACUUUUCUGCACUCCGGAGCGACCUGAAUGUGGGCUCCUGAUCCAUCGUCUUCCCACACUGUACUCGAACAGACGUAGUAUGCUAAAUACGCCGCUUUUAAAUUAAGGGUUUAAUUUUCUAUUGGAUUAAGACCUAGACAGUUAAGACCACGCAAUAAAAUAAACGCUUCUUUUAGACGAUUGUUCUCGCAAAUUUUCAUAUUAUUUUCUUACAAACGCUCAUUAUGUAAUAAUCAUAAAAGUAACGUUGCCAGAAAUCUUCAUGAAUCUGAAGUAGCAUUAAUGAUAACUUGAAAUGUCGAAGUGGGUACUUACGAACAGCUAUUAUGAAAAUAAUAAUAAGGUCAAUAAAAUCAAUUACUGUUGUUUGUCUGCUACAAAACAUUACAUAUUGAUAUAAGAUGUUAAUAAGUAAUAUCAAUGACUAACUCAUAUAUCAAACGACAUUAAAAUGUAGGACUAUUGUUUAGACAGGUUAAGUAAUUAGGUGCUUUAUAGUUAUAGAUUUAGGUUCUAAUUUGAGAUGUUGAAUAUUUUACAGUGAAAUUUAGUGAAGAUAGCAUUGCAUUACUGGGGAAAAUGUUUUCAAACCAGUGUAAACACGGCGGUUAGCCUCAUUAAGGAAGGAAUUACCUGCGGGAUUUUAGACAAUGAAACAGCUUUAGGUCAUUUACACGUCUCUAGUAAUUGUAUGUACAAUUGUGACUUGAACAGACCUUAAACUUUUGUAAAAAUAACAACAAAGUAUACUAAUCUCUCUUUUAACGCAGAUUAGUACAUAAUCUUUUAUGAUCAAUUACGUUUGUAUGUACACAACUGUAGCAUCUGUAAUGGACAUUUCUAAAAGAUAAAUUUUUAAUAGUAAAUAAAUUAUAUUCGUGUACUUGCGUAAUUGGGUUUACUAGUUAGUCACUCGAUAUACCGAAUUUAAUUACUCUGUGAAUAUGACAGCUAUUCUAAAUAUUAAAUAAACAUGUCCCUAAAAAUGUUCCAUAACUUUUACAAUUGCAUCUUCGUCUAUUAUCAUACAUGUAUGACCAUUACAGAUGCUUUUGCUGUACCUAAGUCCGAUAUAUUGCUUCCAGAACAAAUAGCCCGGACAGUGUAUUUAAUUCCUUAAUGUUGUAGCAAACUAAUGAUUAACCAGAAAACAGGACUUAGGUACAGGGUGCUUCUAGAAACGUGUAAACGCGUGGCCGGAGUGUUGCACUCUAAUCUUCUACAACGUAAGCUCCUUACUGGCUUAAACAUUAGUUCAGACAUACAGACUACCUACUUACAUCCCUAUUAGUGUACUUUACUUAAAGGGAAAUGCUCUCAGCCGAUACUUACGGUGAAUCUCUAUUCUCUAUUUUCUCGAAUCUCUAUUAAACAAAAUCUCUAAAAUGUGGACACUAAUACUUUUUAGUGCUUAAUUAUUUAUUUAUAACAUUGCAUCAUUCACAUUUAAGUAUUUAAGACAUCUUUUUGAAGAGGUAAAAUAAGGGUAUAACUGUUAAUGUAGUUAAAGUUCUAUUUAUGUUUUUAAGACCUUAAAAAUGUAAGCCGUCCAUACUUUACAUUCCACUAGGUUAAGGUUUAUUGCACAAUUUAUUUAGAUAUAUUUUGUACAUCGUAGCGAGCUAGUAUUUCGGAUCGAAUAUUAUAUAGAUAUUAAGGUAUUUGCUGAUACAUCACAAUAUACUUUGAAUCACAGACGUAGAAAUUAUAGUUUUAACUAUGUAUAAGGAGUUUUAGAAUCUAUGUAAGUGAAAUUAGUCGGAGUACUACUGAAGAUUUCGAUAACUCCUGCGGCAUUAUUGCACUUAAAUAAUCUAAGAUCGAUCUAAGUUCAAAUAUUCCCGUGACGGUUGUAUGUAGAAGACAAAUAAUUAUAGUUACUUAUUAUGGAACAUUUUUGAUGUAAACUUAUACAAAGUUGACAUUUAUUCUUCGAAAUUAAUAGUCAUAAUCCUCUUGUUUUGUUUAUCUAGUGCCCAUAAGCAAUAAGACUCGUAAAUACGACAUCUUUUUUAUCCUUCAGAUUCUCGAAAUUGCAAUUUGGUAUUAUUACUAUGAGACAGGCUUAUCCAAUCAGUCGUGUUUGAAUUUAUUUUAACGUCAUGAAGCCAAUUCGUAUCAGAUUUAUGUAAAUUGCUUUGGAAAAUUAAAUUUAAACUUAAAUACUUUUUGGGAACAAAAUUGACAAUACACAUAGAGAAAAUUACUUAAGAUCAUCUCUGAUGGAUUGAACAAGAUUAUUAAUUUCGUGAAUGAAGUUUACUAUAAAAGUGCCAAACAUAAAGCCAAGCAUUCGCCCGCAUUCUUAUAACAUCCUACUGCCAAUUAGGGCGCAAAUCUGACAUCAAUUAGCGUACUUAGAAAAACAGUUACAAAAAUAAUCCAUACUUAAGUGUCAAGUGGCUCUCUCGCAAAAUAUCUGCAUGUUUUUAACAGACAAGUACGGCAAGUACCCUCUAUGCUCUGGUUAUAAAGUACUCCCUCUAGAGCGUGGAACAUCAUGAGUAACAAUAUUAACCAAUUAACCAAGAUAUUACGUCGAUGAAUAUAUUUUACAAAAAGAAAAUUUCUUUGUGUUUCGCAUUUUUAAGUGUACUCAACUUUUGAAGAGGAAACUUGAAGUAGGUAUUAUGUUUUAUAAACAAUUAGCAAAUAAAGUUUUUCAUAUCAUUGCUUUUGUCAGACUUACUAAAUUAAGUUUUAUGUUUACCGACUUACUAACGAAAAUGUUUGACGAGGAACUCGACUAAUUUCAAGCUGCUCUAAGGGUUCAUAUUCAUAGUCAAACACUAGGUAAUAGAAGCAAGCCAGUAAACAUAAACAGUUUUCAUUCCAUCGUAUUAUUAGUUUGUAAUUUUAAUAUCACAUUUUGACAGCAUAUCGAGUUAUAACAGAAUAUACAAAUAUACUUAAGUGUAAUUACCUGAAAUGUAAUGUAUUUGUUUACUUAGUUUAAACCAUGUUUUUACGCAAAAUUGAAUACUUACAAUUAAUUUAUAAGAUACAAUUACAAUUAAGAUAGUAUUUUAGUCCUAAGAAUGUAUUUGUAUAUAUAUGGAGCCUUCAGGAAUUCCGUCCAAUCAAUUAGAAUUGUUUAAGUAGAUAUGUAAGUUGAGUAGCGAUAUUUAUAAUGAUAUUAAUAUCAGUCCUAGAUUAAGGGUCUGCACUAAGUUAUGACUAAUUUUAGCUGUCUGUAGAAUGUUUUCAAUACUUAAAUUUUUUAUGAAUUUAGUCAUAAUGUCACAUUGUUUUUAGAGUUAAGGUGAUCGCAUACCUAACGCGCACGGUUCCAGCAUGGCUCCGGCAUGGCUCCGGCAUGGCUCCGGCACGGCUCAUGCACCGCACGACGUUUUUUGUUUUGGAAACAACACAAAGAUGUUGCAUGGGCGGCGCGCUUACAGCUUAUUUGUAUUGUCGUUAUGAGAUAACUCAUACGACAUAUGAUUUAAAGUUGAUAUUUAAAUGAAAUUGACAUUUUUUGAUUGGAGUUAUGCCGGAGCCGUGCUUGUAAGGUGUGCAUUGACUUUUAUGGAGUCAAUUUUAAUUAUGAGAUUGAUUAUUGGAAGUGUUUGAAGAACUUGAAUAAAAUUGACUUUUCUAGGCUCGUCGUCAUGCCAAUAGUCUUUUAUAAUAGUCCUUUCUAGUUAUAAGUAGAUUUUUCUUAGCUACUUACUUAAUGACAUAACUCGAUUGCACAAGUAGUGGAAAAGUAGAUGCAGUGGCGCUUCAUUCUUAAAAAAGCUUAUACAGUAGUGUAAGAUAUAAAAUUAUAUAGAAUCUAUGUAUAUUGUAUGUAUAUUUCGAAAAGAACAUAAACAAAAUAUAGGUGUAUUAUAUAUUCAGUUGUUGUAUUUUGAUUUUGAAUUGGAAAUAAAUUUUUAUGAUUAU